CUCUGACUGGGGACGCGGUCCCAUUUAAUCGCAUGAUAUAAUUGGCUUAGGUUGUCAACGUUUAACGUCAUAGAGCUUUAAAUCGGUUUAUUUGAUCCGAGCUCGGUUGGACUUUGUUUCGUCAAGCUUGAAUCAAGCAAGCAUCAGCCCUCAAUUGAGGAAAGGUAAUCGUUACUCUUAUUUCUGCUCGACAAUUGAUUGAAUAAGGUACUUUCAUGAUAAUGGCUAGUUCGCAGUGUCUGCGCCUCAGGUCACUCGCCUCCUCAGGCCUUGCAAGGCCCUCGGCUAAGCUCAGUGCUAAACAUAUGACCCGACUUCCCAUGAUCGCCGCACGAUACAAGUCGGGUCCUUAUGGCUACACACAAGCUAAGGCUCUUGUCUUCUCAAAGCCUGGAGACCCAGCCAAAGUUCUCAAGCUUCAUAGUCACUCUGUCUCCCCUUCUAUUCCCUCGGAUUCGGUCCUCGUCCGAACUCUCGCCGCUCCCAUUAACCCCGCCGAUGUCAACACAGUUCAGGGAGUUUAUGGCUCUAUGCCUCCCUUCACCAACUUAAUUGGUACCGCUGAACCCUCCGCCAUUCCCGGUAACGAAGGUGUCUUCGAGGUUGUUGCCACAGGGUCACCCUCCUCCUCGCUACAGAAAGGCGACUGGGUCAUCCCCGCCAUCGGCCAGUUCGGUACUUGGAGAACCCAUGCCAUCGCUGAAGCUGAUAAGUUUAUCAAGAUCGAUAAGGAGGGCUUGACUCCUACGCAAGUCGCGACCGUGAGCGUCAACCCAUGCACCGCCUACCGCAUCCUGCGACAUUAUGGACCCAGUGCUGGUCUUCAAGCUGGUAUGGGUAUGCGCCCCCUUGAAGUUGGCAGUGGUCAGUGGUUCAUCCAGAACGGCGCCAACUCUGGUGUUGGACGAGCUGCCAUCCAGUUUGGAAAGCUCUGGGGCUUGAGGAGCAUCAAUGUUAUUCGCGAUCGCGAAACACCCAGGGCGACUAACGCUUUAAAGAAAGAGCUCCAAGACCUCGGCGCUGAUGUCGUCGUUACCGAAACCCAGUUUCUGACUCCCCAGUGGAAGGAUCAACUAGCAGAGAUCACCCGCAAGGGUCGUGAGGAGAUCGGUCUAGGUCUCAACUGCGUUGGUGGCAAGUCGGCAACCACAAUCGCUCGGUCGCUCGGCAAAGGCGCUACUUUGGUCUCUUAUGGUGGCAUGGCUAAGCAGCCAGUCUCACUACCCCUCGCUCUCCUUAUCUUCAAGGAUGUCCGUUUCCUCGGUUUCUGGCUCAGCAGACUCAAUGAGGAGGACCCUACCGGCAGGAGACAUGCCAUCAACGAUAUUCUCCAGCUCAUCCGAUCUGGCCAGUUCCGCGACGUCCCUAUCGAGGAGGUAAAGUGGGACUGGGAGACACAGGAGGAGACUCUGCGCAAUGCCGUACAGCAGGGCCUUGAGGGAUUCCGUAAGGGAAAGGGUAUCUUCACAUUUGGCGAGACAUAGGCGGGAUGAAAAUGUGUGGACAAGAGCAUAACGUACAUCGCGAUUGGUUGGGCUGGCUAUUCCAAUUUGAACAGGUGAACCAGGCCGCUGCAGAGUGUGAUAAGUAGCCACUCCUUGAACCAUGGCCCAACGGGUAUAGAGACCCGGGCCCUGGACGAAAUGAACGACAAAUGUAAACAAUAACAUCUCAAAUAUCAAGAUCUGGUUUGUUGCCUAGCAAAAGCUAAUAUAUAUCAUAUGAACGCCCCAACUCCUAACGCCCGUGUCAUUCCCAAUCAUUCUAUGCCCUGAAAGCCUGGGCCCACUCAUGCAGCUUGUCAAUGACGACAGGAGCGUAAGAUGUUUGAGCUUCUUCGAUGAUCCGGUCAAAGUGACUUAGUGCCUCUUCUUCACUCAACUCCAAGUGAAAACGGUCUCGGACCUUGAGCACUGCCUUAUCAGGCUCAAGUCGGAUAUCAGGGAUGUUGGCAUCAACCAUGAGACUAAAGAGAUUGAGAAUGAGAUUUGAGUUUUUGCGCAGUGCCGUAAAUGCAAGGAAGCAGUACUGCUUGAACUGCUUGUAAUGCUCUGAGUUCACGCCACCCAUGCAAUCCACCAUCUCCUUGGACAGCUUCAUCAGAGGUGCAAAAGGCUUGGGAUCUCUGCCAAGAAUGUAGCCGAAGUCGGCAUGGAAGAAGUGACCGUCAGGUGCAAGAAGCAGGUUCUCCAGGUGACGAUCACCAACGCCGAGGAUAUAAGUGAUGACACAGUAUCCUGCGCAAGAUCUUACGUACGUGUCCAGUGUUUCUUGUCGGACGCCGAGAGGUUGGCCGUCAUCCGGGUUAUUAAUCUUGAGGUAGGCCAAAGCUGGGUUGUUUUUGAACUUGUUAGCAAUGCUUGACAAGCUUUGGGAUUGUACAAAUUGCGAAGCGCCAGCAGAAGUACUUGUCGCCAGGAUCUUGUAGGGCGACAGCUUGAGGUCAAGGUUCUCUUUCUGCAGCAGUUGAUCCAUAAGGGUGAUAAUCUGAAUAACAAGCUGAUCUUGUCUAAGAUCAUCACCCAGCUUGAAGAUAAUGGCAUAGGAGCUCCCAGUUGCUGUCUUGAAGGUGCACUUGAACGGGUUUAGUGAAGACUUGAACACAACUGUCUGGUCUGGUAUGAUGCUCGUAAUCAGCACUGAAGGGUCAAGCGGCAUCGGUAAGGGCGGAUCGAAUGAUAAUAACUCGUUCUUGGGAUCAGCCAGAAAGUGCUUAACUCGGUCCACCUUCUUCGGAAUUGAUUCAUUCGAGGUUUUGACCUCUUGAGCAAUUCUCGAGAGAAUAGCAACUAACUCUGCUUGGCGCAACAAAGUCUUGCGUGUUUCCUGGCCAUCCGGCUGUUUAACAAGCUCGGCCAUGAAGUCGUAUGCGACCUUGCGGUAGAUGUUGCGGUUAUCAAUACCUUGCUCAGGGCUAGCAUCGUCACACUCGACCAUGAGAUACCAGUGGAAAUAAUUGCCGAGCAAAAAGUUGGCAGCGGCACGCUGGAUCAGGAAACGGGCCAGGGAUGAAUCUUGACUGCUUUCCUCUUCUGAAUCUGCUGAUAUGUGCUCAUACUUGAGCGCUUGAACAAGUUGAAGAAGAUAAAGCAGAAGUUCCUUGUCGUCGGCUUUUCGUAGUCUGUCUACAGCGUACGAACGCACAGCAGAGUUGUCGAAGGAUGGCCCGAGGAGCUCCAGCGCAUCGUCAACAUCGAUUGCAGUCCAGCGCCCAAGAACCUGGAUAGCUUGUCUGGCCUCACCCUGAUCGCUCCAGUUGACAGAUUUGACAAACUUUGUCAACGCUCUCUUGUCUCGAGUCAAGUGGUAACGGAAUUUCCAUACCAGAUCUGCCUCCUCUGGGGUGAGAACAUGAGUUGGAGAAUACGACAUUAUGAGAUUGAGCUCAUCUCGAACUUUGGCAUUCGGCUUCAAGUUCUUAUCAAUGAUGCCGUGCCUAUACGAGCUUCUGAAUAGUCUUCGAUGCUUGGCCUCUGCAGGGUUGUCUCUGUGCCCAACUUCAGGGUCGUAGACUUUGAUGAGCCGUCUCCCAGGUGCCGAAGAGCUCUCGCCUACGGCAUUGAUACCUGGACCGUAAUGAACCUCUGGCUGGCGAUUUGCGAGGCUUGCUUGCGAAACGGAGAGAUUCUGGAAAGCUGAAAUCGGGGGCGGAUCGUAUUCGUGGUCAGCGAAGACAACAGGGAAAUCGAAACGUGGCAACUCCACGUUCAGUAAGAACGUCGACUGUCCAGGGCGCCCGUCCUUGUUUUCGCCAUCUCGAUUGUCCGGAUCAUUCUCACCGUUGAUAGCCCGUUGCCUCUGGAGCAUUUUCAUUGACGAUUUGGCAGCUUGCAGGCCUCGUUUCUCAAAGCUCCGAAAGACCAUCUGAUCUAGCCAGUCAACUCGGGGAAUCUCGCCCAUCUCGUGUUUCUUAAAUAAGGUCUCCAUCCGUUCUAACUCUUCUGCAUCCUUAUCUAGUGGGGGGACUUCCCCUUUUCGCGUUGUUUUCUUCUUUGUCGAAACCAACGCGGGCGUUGUUGAGUUGUCGGUGCCGUCUGCAUUUUUGUAUCGGUGAACAAGACACUUUUGUCUUCCCUUCUGUACUUGAUUAUCCUCAUCGAACAUGGGCAGUGUCGUGCCACCAAACGGAAUGGCAUGGCCAAUGGCCCCUUUGCCGCCAGUCGGUGAUAGGUCCCAUACUGUUAUAGCCAAGCAUGAGUUGGCUGGUAAGGAGUCGUAUGUGAUAGGCAACUGUAGCCACUCAUUCCAUCUAACUUGGUCAAUACGUGUGCCAUCACAUUCGGAGGGUAUCGUACUUUCGCUCGGAUCGAAAAGGUUUAUAAGCGGUCUGAACAGGGACGGUCAAGGGUUUUGAUCCAGCCCAGAUCUGCACUGUGACAUAAAGGUCAGAGUACGUGCUAGCAGUUCUUGUUAGUCUAUCGCGAAAGUUAGGAUAGUGAGCAAUGUCGCGCACCCAAGGUUGGACCCAACGUGGCGCAAGUCAGGGCGCUCGAGAAGAGUGGAGUGCUUGAAGGGAGGUUCGUCACCCUCUAGGUUCAUACUGCUCAAGGUCAGCCUCAGUAUACCCAUGAUGGGAGGGGUUCGAGGGGCAUUACAUGCGAAUGGUCACAGGAUGAUGGACGUCCUUGGAAGCCGCAAAAGAGAACGGGUCCAUACGCCCGUACUCAGACAUGAUAGGCUAGGUCAUGCUGUGUAAGUAGAAGAGAAGUAGAACUGCGCGCAGAAAACGAGAGCUGUUGUUGGUGUUGUAGGUUUUGAGUUGCGUUGUGAAUAUACCUUAGGCAGGGUUGGUAGUAGUAGUACCUAGUGGCUGGUGUCGAGGUGCGAUAAGAUAAGGUAAAGUGACGUUGACAGCUCAGCUCAGCUCAGCUUAAUGACUGUGGAGAGGAUCCAAUCGCAUGGCCCGGGUC
Messenger RNA from Fusarium verticillioides 7600, 4910 nucleotides. RefSeq names its product mitochondrial trans-2-enoyl-CoA reductase. Gene Ontology annotation, cellular component: mitochondrion. NCBI's taxonomy places the organism in Eukaryota, Fungi, Ascomycota, Sordariomycetes, Hypocreales, Nectriaceae. Gene Ontology annotation, biological process: fatty acid metabolic process. Bases 216 to 1484 code for a protein of 422 amino acids. The record is from RefSeq and is a predicted model, not a curated record. The transcript has 2 exons. Gene Ontology annotation, molecular function: trans-2-enoyl-CoA reductase (NADPH) activity.